AUGGAAUAAAAGGAAUAGUUACCAUUCAAAACCUUCCAAUUGCUCUAAAUUCAAUGUUAGAUGAACAAUAAAUUCUUGGCUGGAAAACUCUAAAUUAAAUAAUAAAUCCUAAGAAAGCAGAUUGAAACUUUUUAAUUGAAAUAUUUAGGUGAUGCCAAUGACCCAGAUACUCACUUUAUAAUAGAAUUGUAAGAUGAUUUCCAAAAUUAAUUCCUGUAUUAUGGAGAUAUAAUAGCAAUCAAGCAUUUCAAAAGCCAAUUGUAUGUCAAUGUGAAUCAUGAUUAAAGACAUGAUCAUUCAGGAAAGGCUGAUGUUUCUUUGAUGGAAAAACCGGAAUAUUUUGUAAUACAACCUCCAGAAGAAGAUAGCAUCUUAUUACUCAAAUAUCUCAAUAAAAAAAUAGAUGAUCCUUUUCGAUUAUUGUCUUCUGAUAAUAGAAAUUACUUAUUUUCUCAUUCUUAGAAAGAACAGAAUAAAACUCUAGUGAAAGCCAAACAGAAAUUGGAUGUGGACAAUAAAAAUGAAGGAGUUUGGAAGUUCGUGUAUUUUGAGUCUGAUAACCAUAUUUUGAAGAUGUUUAAUAUAGUAAAAAGUCAACCAAUCUUUGUUGAAAGUGGGAGUAAAAUAAUCAUAAGAAAUUGGUGGACAGGGUUCACUUUGCAUUCCCAUACUAAUAUGGUUCAAUUAGGAGAAGUACAAGAAGUCACUUGUUUCAGUCAUCCAAGAGAUAAGAAUGAUUAUUGGUCUAUUGUUAAAUAACAAUCCAAGAACAAAUCGAAAUACAUUAAUCGUGAAGAUCAAAUUUUUCUAUAGCAUCUAUAGACUGCUCUCUAUCUGAAUGUUUCGGAUGAAGAAUCCUUUUCAUAACUAGGUCAUCUCGUACUUUGCUCUUUGUAGGUUUAAUUCUUCAGCCUUUAAAGUAAGUUCAGCUUAUUAAUUAUAGCAUUUGAUGAAUUCAUUUUAGAGAUGAACAAACCAUUUACUAUUAAAUUUAAUAAUUAUUUCUUGGCUCAAAGUCCAUAAGCAGCAGAGAGCAAGAUUGGAAUCCAGCAGGAGUGCAUAUUUGUUGAGAACUAAACACCAGCAUGCUUAUGGAUUAUAGAGAAAAUGAUUUGA
Molecule: messenger RNA, 1116 nt
Organism: Paramecium tetraurelia
Lineage: Eukaryota; Ciliophora; Oligohymenophorea; Peniculida; Parameciidae
Exons: 2
Source: RefSeq, a predicted model, not a curated record